AGGAAAAUUAUGUAAAAUAGAAACUGUAGGCAUUCGUAAAAUACACGCGUUUUAUCUUAUAUCUGCAUGAAGUUGACAAAACUUUGUUGUGUAACUAGAAGCAUGAGUGACGUCUGACUGGAGUUAUGUAACGCAAUGGAGACUGUUUUUAUUUAUGUAAAUGUCUGUCUGUACUACGUAGCCUUCAUUAGGCACAGUACAAAACAAAUCUUUACCGUGAGCCUACGUUCUGGACCCCACUGUAGCCUUUAUCAUGGUUGAUGACCAAGUUGAAAUUAUGAAAAAUGCAGACAAAUGAGCAGUGCUGUAGCUAUUAUGACAUUCUCGUUUCAAGCUGUUGAUUUAUGACAAUUUAAGAAAAUGCCUUUGUUAACUGCUCUGGUGAUUAAAGCGAGGAAUGAGUUUCGUGAUAAUACUGUAUCAACAUGAACAGUUGGAGUACUUUGCAGCUGGGCCUUAGGAUCGUCAAGAAUGGACGACGUACGUACAGAACAAUGACGUCACGGCGCGUGGGGGCCGUCCAGAAAUGGACCUCUUUCAGCAAUGAGAGCGCUCGCAAUUUGUCGACCCAGGAGCAGAACGUAGUUAAAUCCCCCUACCCUGACAUCUCAGUACCAGACAUCACUUUAGUUGAUUUUGUCUGGGAUAUGGUGGACAAAUUUCCGGACAGCACAGCCCUAGUGUGUUCACUGACAGGCCGCAAAUACACGUACGCCGAGUCACGUGCGAUUGCACGUCGCUUUGCUGUAUCACUCCGUAAGGCAGGAUUUAAACAUGGCGAUGUGAUUGCAGUGGUGCUCCCCAACAUACCAGAAUAUCUGCACGUUCUGUUUGGAGCAAUUGAGGCUGGUAUGGUUGUCACCACUGUCAACCCAGGCUUCACUUCAGAUGAAAUAUUGAAGCAGCUUAGAGACUCGGGUGCCACUGGUAUUGUGACGAUAUCAGAAGUCUAUCCCAACGUGUCUAAAGCUGUCAGCACAUUGGAGGCUGAAAGGAAGAGAAGAAUUCCAGUUAUCAUCACUCCAGGGUUGGAAGAUAAAACAAUUCCCCAGGGAACAAUCAACUUCCAAGAAAUGACGCACAAAGGCAUUGACACGUCAAACCUUGCUGCUGAUGAUAGGCUGAGCGCUGACAAUGUGGUAGUGCUGCCAUAUUCCAGCGGGACCACAGGCUUCCCGAAGGGGGUGAAGCUUUCACAUAGACAUCUCGUCACAAACUGUUUGCAGGUGUUAAGUGAGCCCAAGCUAAAUUCACCUGUGAGAGCCUCACAUGGCUGUCAAGAAGUUCUUCCUGCUCUUCUGCCCUUCUACCACAUUUAUGGAUUACUUUCUCUAGCCAUUGGUUCACUUUACUAUGGUCAAAAAAUCAUUACAAUACCAAAGUUUGAGCCUGUGCACUUCUUAUCAUCCAUUGCUAAGAAUAAGGCUACCACGCUAUAUCUGGUGCCUCCUUUGAUCCAUUUCAUAGCCUCACAUCCUGAUGUUAAGAGUUCUUACUUUGAAUCAGUGACUUUAAUUAAUAACGGAGCAGCUUCUGUUGGUCUAAAUGAUGUGGAACGCUUGCUAAAGAAGGCACCACAUGUUUCAUUUAGUCAAGGUUAUGGGCUGACAGAAUCCUCUCCUGUUGCGUGCAUAUUAGAGAAAGGAAGCACCAAGUACACAUCAUCUGGUAAACCCAUUCCUAAUACUGAGAUGAAAAUAAUUAACAUGGAUACUAACAUGAAUCUGGGACCAGGAGAGGCUGGAGAAGUGUGUAUUAGAGGUCCCCAGGUAAUGAUGGGAUAUCAUAACAAUCCUCAGGCUACUGCUGAAACAAUUGACUCCUCUGGUUGGCUCCACACUGGAGAUAUGGGUUACUAUGAUGAAGAAAGCAAUUUUUACAUUGUAGACAGAUAUAAGGAACUUAUUAAAGUUAAAGGAUCACAGGUGGCCCCAGCUGAGCUGGAAGACAUACUUCGCAGUCACCCUGGAAUUGCUGAUGCAGCAGUCAUUGGUGUAUCAGACCAAAGGUCUGGAGAAGUCCCUAAAGCCUUCAUUGUAACAAAACAAGAAGAACUCACAGAAGAUGAUGUGAAGAAAUUUGUGGCAGAAAAGGUGUCUCAACAUAAGCAUUUAAAAGGUGGUGUAGAAUUCAUAGCUGCAAUACCAAAGAAUCCAACAGGCAAGAUUCUGCGAAGAAAACUUAAAGAAAUGUAUUCCAAAUGAUGUGCUUAUGUGGCGAUUGAUCACUUAUGAAAGUAUGAGAGAUAACAAAACACAAUGCAGUCUGACAUAAGUACAAGGCCUAAUACUUUUAUAUGAAUGAAAUUAUCGGAGCCUCAAUCUGAUAAUUUUAGAAGUGACAGUAACUUGGAGAUGGUAAAACAGCAAUAGAUAUUAAGUUUUAUUUGAAACAACAAGCAGGGGCAAAGUACAAGAGCCAACUGAAGUAAUGUGGGUUAAACUUGAUUCUCCCAUAGAACUGAUAAUGAAGUGUGAAUGUAAUAUAAAAUUGUGGUUUUCUGCUUGAGAAUACAUAGCAGGAACCAUUAGGAUAACCUAAUUUUGUGGUGCACAGUGUUUGAGAAGUUGAGUUAUCUACCUAUUCAAGAAAUUCCAUUGGUUUAAUUCAGUGUUUACUAAAGCCUGCCAUGAUCUCUAUCCCAAGCCAAUUUAAUCUUGUCCACAUCACAUCCUGUUUUUACAACAAAUAUUUAAAAAGAUCCUCACAUGUAAACUUAGUUCAUAAGAGGCAGAUAGUUGCAUAAUUGUUCCACAAAUUCCCCACAUUCUGUGGAAUUCAGAGUUUCAUUACUAUGUAACAGACACUGAAAUUUAUCCCAAGCCAAUAGUAUCCAGUCUAUAACCUUUUAUUAAAUUAUUUUAAUUUGUCCCUAAACUAUGGCUGGUUUUCCCAUGUGCUCUGUGAUUGCCUGAGAAGAUUUUAUUGAAUAUAAUAACCUCACUAGAGCCAUGCAGCUGUGAUUGUUCACAAAUUUUCCGCAUUGUUAUGUGUUUGUAAUUAUGUACAAUGCCCUUUAAAUAACAGAAAUACAGAGCAGGACUGCAGCAUUUCAAUAAAAUGUGUAUUUUUUCAGUUA
This is a messenger RNA of Zootermopsis nevadensis, 3079 nucleotides long. RefSeq names its product acyl-CoA synthetase family member pudgy (gene pdgy). Gene Ontology annotation, molecular function: long-chain fatty acid-CoA ligase activity. Gene Ontology annotation, biological process: fatty-acyl-CoA biosynthetic process; long-chain fatty acid metabolic process. NCBI's taxonomy places the organism in Eukaryota, Metazoa, Arthropoda, Insecta, Blattodea, Termopsidae. The record is from RefSeq and is a predicted model, not a curated record.